This is a messenger RNA of Amphimedon queenslandica, 650 nucleotides long. RefSeq names its product kelch domain-containing protein 2-like. The annotation marks the transcript as partial. NCBI's taxonomy places the organism in Eukaryota, Metazoa, Porifera, Demospongiae, Haplosclerida, Niphatidae. The transcript is spliced from 2 exons. The record is from RefSeq and is a predicted model, not a curated record. Gene Ontology annotation, molecular function: protein binding.
ACUAUCAACCAGAGGAGAGAAGGUGGCACUCCACAGUAAAGGUAGGAGACUACCUAUAUAUGUGGGGUGGGUACGAGUAUAGAAUACACUAUGAUGUGAUGGAGGUGUAUCACUUACCAACUGGUGCUUGGGACCAGAAACCUACUACUGGUACCCCACCACCAGGUACCUGGGGCUAUUCAUCUGUCGCCAUAGGAAAGGACAUAUAUUAUUUUGGUGGGCGUGAAGCUGAUGAUCAAAACAGCUUACAUUCCUUUGAUGUGGAUUCAUUUAAGUGGAAGGAAUUCUCUCCUUCUAGUUGUGAUCAUGGUCCAAUGAAAAAGGGCUUAUGUGAGAUGGUAUCAGUUAAUUUUGACGGUGAAGACUAUCUUAUAAUAAUUGGAGGCUAUGGAUCAUCUUCUAUCAAUCCUCCAAAGCAACCUGAUGCUCAGUAUUCAGGUGAUGGUAGAUAUGAUACUCAUACUGCUCAUGGAGAUGAUCAUACUGCUCAUGUAGAGGAUAGUGUAUCUGAUGUAAGUGAAGAAGAGGAACCUGUUGUUAAUGGUUCUCAUGAAACUGAUGGCUCUAGUACUCAUGGUAAUAAUGCUCUCCCUCGCUAUCCUACUCGUCAUCGAACGGCUCCUAAUAGGGGUCCAUUCAUUUAUUACUGA